GCCCAUCCCUUUCUCUGCCUGAGAUUCAGGAGGCAUAGUGACAAAACAGCUUUUCAACACGGAAACAGCACAGCUGGAGGGCUGCAGCCAUGAGCUUUCACAUCAGGUUGGACGAUGAAAACAACAUUUUCCCCUGACUGUUUCUGAAGAGCAGCAUUCAAGAAAUUUCCUCUCGGGAAGCUGUGUAAAUAGGUGGAGAGCAAGUGCAUUGCAGCUCCUGAGCUCCAGAGCCCCAGAGAGAGCUGGAUCACCUGUUCUGCAGAGCUGCCCCCCUCAGGGGUUGCUUUCUUUUAAAAAAAGAAUCUUCUAAAGGUACUCUUGUGCAAAAAAUCUCGGUAUUGCUGAAACAGAAAGGAAAAAAGGAGUACUGGGAAGAGCCCAGGAGCCCAAAGGAGUACAGCCCUCAUCCCUGAAGGAACAACCCAGGAAAUGGGCAUAAUGCUAACAGCUGAGAGGAACUUGCUUCGUAUCAGCAGCAAUUAAAACGGAUGGGCAGCAUCAUUGGAACCAUGGGGUGCAGCAGUUCUGUAGCUGACAGAAAGUCAGAGAAUGUCAUUCGAGCUGCAAUCCUCAUCCAGAAGUGGUACCGCUUCACCAUGGCCCGCCUGGAGAUGAGGCGCCGCUAUUCCCUCAGCAUCUUUCAGUCAAUCGAAUAUGCUGAUGAGCAGGAUCAACUGCAGCUAUCCAACUUUUUUACAUUCAUGCUGGAUCAUUGUACUCAUCCUGAUGCAGUUUCUCAAAUUUUCACCAGCCCUAGUGCUCCUCAGGUGGUGGAUGAAGAUUUAUGUUUAAAAGAAUUUGAAAAGAAGAUUGAUGUUCCAGACUCCUAUUAUGGACCACGACUCUCAUUCCCCCUUACUGUUGAAGAUGCCAAUGCUCUCCUUCAUGCUUUCAGGAAUGAACAGCUGCUUCAUGCCCGCUAUGUACUGCAGCUGCUAAGUGAAACUAGGAGGGUUCUCAAGGAGAUGCCAAAUAUCACCCAUCUUUCAACUUCCUACUCCAAGGAGAUAACUGUCUGUGGAGAUUUGCAUGGUAACCUGGAUGAUCUUUUGCUGAUAUUCUAUAAAAAUGGUCUGCCUUCAGAACAAAACCGCUAUGUCUUUAAUGGUGAUUUUGUCGACAGAGGAAAAAAUUCUAUGGAAAUACUUAUAAUCCUAUUUGCAUUUCUUCUUAUCUAUCCCAAUGAUUUACACUUGAAUAGAGGAAACCAUGAAGACUACAUCAUGAACCUGAGAUAUGGAUUCACAAAAGAAGUUUCAAAGAAGUACAAGGACCAUUGGAAACAGAUUUUGUGUCUUCUGCGAGAUGUUUUUAGCUGGCUUCCCCUUGCCACUAUAAUUGAUAGCAAAGUUCUUAUCCUACAUGGGGGGAUUUCAGACACCACAGAUUUGGAUUUCCUGAAUGCACUUGAGAGAAAUAAGUUGAAAUCUUUGAUGCGGCCACCAAAGUCAGUGAGAAACAGACAGGACCAAGUGAAGAAGAGAAUUCCCACGACCAAACCCAGUAAACACAUUGCCAACCAGCAUGUUGCAGGGAAGACACAACACAUCUCUUCAUCGGGCUUCACUGAGCCUUCAGGUUCAGAUUUGCCUCCAGACCCUGCCCUGAAGGAAUGGAAACAAAUCCUUGACAUUCUGUGGAGUGAUCCAAGAAGUCAAAAUGGCUGUACACCAAACAAGUGUCGAGGAGGAGGCUGUUACUUUGGUCCUGAUGUCACUGCCAAGCUGUUUGAGAGAUAUAAUCUGAAGAUGCUCAUCAGGUCUCAUGAAUUUAAGCCAGAAGGUUAUGAGAUCAGUCAUGAUGGGAAGGUUAUCACCAUAUUCUCUGCCUCGAACUAUUACGAAGAGGGCAGUAACCGGGGUGCUUACAUCAAGCUGAAUCCCGAGCUGACCCCUCGCUUUGUGCAGUACCAGGUCAGCAAGUUCACGCGCAGGCAGAAUCUCCGUGAGAGGGUAGGUACAAUUGAAUCAUCUGCCUUAAAGUCCUUACGAGAGAAGAUUUAUGCACACAGGUCUGAACUCAUCAGUGCUUUUGCACAAUACGACGUCAAUGGCACAGGCAGGAUUUCUGUCAACGACUGGGCUGCAGCGAUGGAGUCUGUCCUGCAGCUGGAACUGCCCUGGAGGAUGCUGCGGUCUCAAUUAGCACAGAUGAACUCAGAUGGAGAAGUUGACUUCAUGUCUUGUUUUUAUGAUUUGAAAAUGGGUCAACCUACAAAAGAGGCUCAGCCAGCUUUGGCAGAAACACUGUGCAGGUACAGAAAGGAUCUGGAGAUCAUCUUUAACAUCAUUGACAAAGAUCACUCAGGUUUGAUUUCUGUUGAGGAAUUCAGCCAGACAUGGAGACUGUUCACUUCUCACCUGGGCAUUGAUACACAGGAUGACUCCAUUGACAAGUUAGUCCUCAGCAUAGACUACAACAAAGAUGGCCACAUUGACUUCAAUGAAUUUUUAGAGGCCUUUCAUGUUGUUCACAGACUUGAGAAAAAGGCAACCUCAUGAAAAGGCAGAACUUCUUGUGGGUUGUCUUGGAAGCUCAGCUUGCUGUCAUUAGUAAUAAAAAAGGGCUGCUUAAUAGGG
Messenger RNA from Serinus canaria (Common canary), 2579 nucleotides. RefSeq names its product protein phosphatase with EF-hand domain 1 (gene PPEF1). Gene Ontology annotation, biological process: detection of stimulus involved in sensory perception. Gene Ontology annotation, molecular function: manganese ion binding; calcium ion binding; iron ion binding. The record is from RefSeq and is a predicted model, not a curated record. NCBI's taxonomy places the organism in Eukaryota, Metazoa, Chordata, Aves, Passeriformes, Fringillidae. The transcript is spliced from 17 exons. Gene Ontology annotation, cellular component: cytosol; nucleus. Bases 489 to 2501 code for a protein of 670 amino acids.